Molecule: messenger RNA, 4316 nt
Organism: Oryza sativa Japonica Group (Japanese rice)
Lineage: Eukaryota; Viridiplantae; Streptophyta; Magnoliopsida; Poales; Poaceae
Molecular function (GO): protein binding
Source: RefSeq, a predicted model, not a curated record
UAUCCGGCACUACCCGUAUCCGACUCCGAAUUUAAAGGAAAAUAUGGGUUAGGAUAUGGAAAUGCCAUAAUCCGACAGUAUCCACCCAUUUUCACCCCUAGCUAAAGCUGAUGCUCAUUUUUGCAACCUGAUGCCAGCAAUAGAUGAUUCAUCUACAUCAUGACUAAUGAAUAUGUGAUUCUCAAUUUCUCAUCAUGACAUAACGACCCCAAAAUGUAAUUAGUCAACCAUAUAUUUUCAGAUUUUUUGUUAGAUAAUGGAUAUUAAACCCAGCCUUUGCAUUUUGUUUGGCGGUGUGCAUCUACCUUCGGAUGCAGAGGCCGAGCGCUACCUGUUAUCCAAAAAAACAGCCUUUGUUUUAACAGAAGCUACAGCCACAGUAUAUUUUUAGAUAACAGAAAAGCAGAUUCUUUUCAUCGUGCCUCAUCUGUCAGCCUUUUUAUCACCCAAAUCAGUCACCAUGUACACAGCAAAUUCAAACAAAAACAAAUUCGAAUUUGAAAAUGCACGCAGUAAGUUAAGUAGGGUAAAUUCAGUUCCAUUUUUAUGGUUUUUCACACACAAAAUUCACACUAAAGUUAUUCAAUAAUAAGCCAGGAAGAGCACAUUGUAUGCGUGGUUCACGCAAUCUCGCAUCACAAUUCACAGGAGCCGCAUGAGCUGCACUUACUGCUGCCGUCUCAUCGGAAACCCGUGACGCGACGUCCACGUACGCAUCCGUGGGCCCCACCUCCCCCGUCCACGUCAGCGCCGUUUGAAAUCCCCUUCCCCGCGCGCGCGCGGGGGUAUAUAUAUAACGCGCCGCCGCUUCGUCCUCGCGUCUCCCUCCACUCGCUUUCAACUCCGCGGCGGCGUGAUCCGCGUCGAGCCCGAGCACGGCGCGGCGGCGAAGGCGGCGGGUUCUCGACUUCUCGAUCGAGGUGUUCGACGGAAUUCCGCAAUGCCGAGCGGAGGGAGGCGGCUGCCGCCGUGGACGUCGCCGAGGGGGGCGGCGCCGAGGUGGAGCCCCUGCACGCCUGCGGGCGCGGACGGUUCGGGCCGCGCCGCCCACGCCACGCCGCCGGCGAGCGGCGGGUGCUCCUCGCACGUGACGCCCCCGGCGAGCGGUGGUGGCGGGUGUUACGGUUACCGUGUCACGCCGCCGACGAGCGGCGGGUGUUCCCGGCCUCCUAGGGCGCCGCUGUCGUCGGUGGAUUCGCCCUACGUGCGGGCGAAGCAGGCUCAGGUGAUUGAAAAGGACCCAAACAAGGCAGUUCCAUUGUUCUGGGCGGCUAUAAACAGUGGUGAUCGAAUUGAGAGCGCACUGAAGGAUAUGGCUACUGUACUGAAGCAAGCAAAUCGAGCCGAAGAGGCUAUUGAGGCAAUAAGAUCCUUCCGUGAUCGUUGCCCAAAUGAAGCUCAGGAAUCUCUUGACAAUAUUCUUCUUGACCUGUACAAGAAAUGCGGCAGGACAAAAGAGCAGAUUGAAAUGCUGACAUUGAAGUUGAGAAUUGUUGAUGAGGAGCUAGCUUCUGGCAGGUGGAAAACCAAGUUGUCUAAAUCUCAUGGAAGAGUAGUUUAUUUGUCUCUCAGGGAUGAAAAAGCAAGGUUGUUGGGUAACCUUGCCUGGGCCCAUAUGCAGUCUGAAAAUUAUGAUGAGGCCGAAAUGCUCUACAGGCAAGCUCUUGCUAUAGAAGCUGAUUAUAACAAAGAGUGCAACUUAGCUAUCUGCCUGAUAAAGACCGGAAAGGUAGCCGAAGCUAAAUACCUUCUCCAAUCUAUACCUGACAACUGCAGUGAUGAAAGCCAUGUGAGGUCUCUUGCUCGGGCCAGAGAAAUGCUUAUGGAACUUGAGUCACCAACACUCCAUUCUCCCAUAACUCAGAUGAAAUCUAAAGAAUCAUUAAUCUGGCUUGCUAUUGAUGCGGAGAACCUUGGGCAUUUACAGCCACAGGUAUCCUCAACUGCUUUGACUCAACUGAAAUCUGAAGAACCACAUAUUUCAGUUGCUGCUGAUGCAGAGAAGCAGGAGGAUUGCAAUUCACAAGUAUUUCCAUCUCCCAUUACUCAGAUGAAACGUGAAGAACCAGAAAGUUUGAUUGCUACCAGUGGGGAGAAUAAUGAGAAAUGCCUGAAUGAAUACCAAGAUCUUUCUCGACUGUUCAAUGAUGCUGCUACACCCCAGUCGUUGCUUGAGAAACUACGAAAACGGCUGGUGAAAGAGGACACACUAAAUAUCAGCAUACAGCACCAAGUUCAGAUUCCUAGUUUUGUUGAAUGCUUGCCAAACUCUGGUGGCUCCACAGAUGCUGGUGAGAAUACUAGGCCAGAGGGAAAGGCUCUUGUCAAUGGUGUUAGAAAAACAUGGGCUGAUAUGGUGGAAGAAGAUGAACGUCAAUUGGGUGAUGUCAGCUCAACGAUCGGUAUGGACACUACUAAGCGAAAUGUAAGCUGCAAGCAUGCAAAUGAGGAGAUGUAUAGAACACCCUCAUUCUCUCAAGAAAGCAGCGCCUUAAAAAGAUCAAGCGUGGAUGAUCACCCACAGAGUUCUUCAGCGGAUUCAUGGAGACACAGUGACUCCAAAAUAUCCACAGAUGAGAACGUGAACAUGAAGUUUGUCAGGACUGCUCCACAAUGGAGACAGCAGAAGGUGCAAGAUUACAGUAACCGAGUCUCCCAAAGGCUCGACACAAGCCAUCUCAGUGAUAGAGCUGAAGGCACAGAGCAACCACCUUGGAGAAGCAGCACAGCUCAGCGUUCGCUUUUUCCUGACUGGAAAUCCAAGUGUGAAAGAUAUGGACAUGGUUAUGUGCCAUUUGGUGACAAUGAACAUUUUCAAGGUUCCAGUCACUUUGAGGCCACCAAUCGUUGGCCUAAGAAUGCGAGACCAUGGAGGCCUCAGAACCGCCUCUGGGUCUUCCAAGAAAUCACAAAUGAGAUCAACCAAAAAGUAGUAUAAAUACACAUGUAAUCCAGCAAGUAGUUGUUUGCACUAGAAUGAGAUAGGUGAGAAAUAGCUCCUCAUACAAAGUUCUGUUUUGAGAAGAGGCGCUUCUAGCGCUUGAACUGUAACAGUUUCAAAGAAGUAAUCGUAUUGCGCAAACUCUCCGAGCAUUGUCAUACACAGUUCAUAUGCCUCUCUGUAUCUGAGAUUGAGUCCACAAACACAACACACUGCCAUUGUGCAUGACUCAUGGAUUGUACCAUUGAGAUAUGUAAAUGUGAGCAACAAUCUGGUUGUGAUUCAGUUACAGUGUCUGAAGGAAUCUUUUCUCCCCCAUAUACUACAUUUCACAGCAGACUAGAGCACUGUGGCUUACCAUAUACACCACGUUGUUGUUUGGCACUACUGCUUUAGAUGAUACUGCAUGGUUCCUUGUUGAAUGUUUUCAUCUGUUGGCUGGACAUCUGCUGCUCCAUGAUGGGCUGCAAGAUCUGAGUGUUGCUCCCCCCUCUGGGCAAUUUGCAGAAAUGGCAAUGCAAAUGCAUCCAGCCACUGGGUUGUCUACACACUGGAGUCAGGUGGAUUCCCCACCACUGAAGCUGAGAGAGGGUGCUAACAUGGUGGUGCUGGUGCUGUCCUCAGGGACAGCAAUGGCUGGCUGGCAGCAGCCUUGAGCUUCACCUCCCUUGCAGGGGCCGAGGUGAUGCUGCCAGCUAAGCAGGGGCCGCGACGUGUAGCGCCUUGUCACCGCUCCUCGGCUUCCGCGACAAAGCUGCAUGCCGGUGAGCCUUGCCGGCGACAAGGGACAAGUCCCUACAAUAAUUCUUGCUGCAUGAUUGGCCACACAUGUAUACACUGGUGAAUGCUAGCUGCUGAUACAUUCAUGAUCAACCUAGCUCCAAGAUCAGCUGCUACCAAUGGCCUUCUCCAUUGCAAAUGUUUGUGAAGACUGUAUCAUGGCAUACAUGUCAGCAUCAGCAAGCAGUGUACUGUUCUACACAUCUUGCUUGGAUAUGCAGCAGCUACCUUACACCGGGCAUGUGAUCACCAUCAACAAAUCUGAGGCUGCUACUAUAUGAGGGACUGUAUAUCUGUUUGUCAGCUGGUAUCUUCUCGAUCUUCAGUAAAACCUCUUCAAGUCGUCGCUGGCUAUCGAAUUCCACGUGCUUAUUAAGAUUUUAGACAUCGAAAUGAUUGUUAAGAAGGGUGUAGAUUGCAGGUAGUAAUUGAUCAUGUGAUUGCUUAGUGAAUUAAGGCGAUGGGAUUAGCUAAUCAUUGUCUAUUUGAAUGUUGAGACUUGUUAGAGUUGAUUGGGGGUUCUUUUUAUCGUAGUUUAUUUUUCAGCCUUAACUUUUAAACCUCUAAUAAUACAUAUAUAAAAGUUGUACCUAUA